CCGUUGCAAAAAUUCAAACAAUGUAAAUUCAGCGAAGUCAGUUAAUUUGAAUUCCACCGCUAGAGGCGCUGUGUGCUGAAAAAAUUCACCAUUUUUGCUGUCAGCGCCGCUGUCGUUCUUUUCAGUAGACUUCCGCCGCGUGUCGACAUUGAUUCGCAAAGUUUUUGAGCAAAAAUGGUAAUUAAGAAGGGAGGACCCAAAGGCCGCCCAGGAGGCAAACACAAGAAGAAGCGCGUGGGAAAGAAAGUUGCGCCUCCGCCCCUCGCUGUGAAGAAAGUGGAGCCCAAGAAGGUCACCAAUCCACUCUUUGAGAAGCGCCCCAAGAACUUUGGCAUUGGUCAAAAUGUUCAGCCCAAGAGGGAUUUGGCCAGAUUUGUCAAGUGGCCCAAGUAUAUUCGCAUCCAGCGGCACAAGUCAGUGCUGCAGAAGCGUCUGAAGGUGCCCCCGCCUGUCAAUCAAUUCACCCAGACCGCAGAUAAGCAGACGGCCGUGCAGCUGUUUAAGCUUCUGGAGAAGUAUCGUCCGGAAUCUGAGAUGGCCAAGAAGGCACGUCUAAAGGCAGCUGCUGAGGCUAAGGCCAAGGGUAAAGAGGUUCCACCAUCCAAGAAGCCCAACACCAUUCGUUCCGGAACAAAUACUGUCACCAAGUUGAUUGAGCAGAAAAAGGCUUCGAUGGUGGUUAUUGCUCACGAUGUGGAUCCCAUUGAGCUGGUUCUCUAUCUGCCUGCUCUGUGCAGGAAAAUGGGCGUUCCCUAUGUGAUUAUCAAGGGAAAGGCUCGAUUGGGUGUUCUGGUCAGACGCAAGACCUGCACCUGCGUUGCUCUUACUCAGGUGGAUGGCAAUGACCGUGUGACUCUUGGUAAGCUCGUGGAAACUGUAAAGAACAACUACAACGAGCGAUACGAUGAGAUCCGUAAGCACUGGGGAGGAGGACUUCUGGGCUUCAAGAGUAUCGCGCGCCAGAGGAAGCUGGAGAAGGCUAAGGCUCGCGAAUUGGCCCAGAAACAUGCAUAGAUAUCCCGUGUAUUAUUUGAAAUUUGAAAUAUACAAGAAAUCAUGGGAAA
Molecule: messenger RNA, 1064 nt
Organism: Phlebotomus papatasi
Lineage: Eukaryota; Metazoa; Arthropoda; Insecta; Diptera; Psychodidae
Gene: RpL7A
Product: 60S ribosomal protein L7a
Exons: 4
Coding region: 175-1014 (279 amino acids)
Biological process (GO): ribosome biogenesis
Cellular component (GO): ribonucleoprotein complex
Source: RefSeq, a predicted model, not a curated record